This is a messenger RNA of Fonsecaea nubica, 360 nucleotides long. RefSeq lists its product as hypothetical. NCBI's taxonomy places the organism in Eukaryota, Fungi, Ascomycota, Eurotiomycetes, Chaetothyriales, Herpotrichiellaceae. The transcript has a single exon. Bases 1 to 360 code for a protein of 119 amino acids. The record is from RefSeq and is a predicted model, not a curated record.
AUGAGCGAAGUGCACAAACCACGGCUUGUAGCCCGCGUCUUUCCGCCACCAAUAAAGGUCACCUAUCCAAAGGUGGAUAUGGCCAGCGUGACCACCGGCCCUGUGGCGAACAGAUCUCAAAUGACCCCAUUCCACAGACGGACUGGUGCCGCACGCGUUCCUAUCAUUCUCAGCGCCGGCGAGGCGAAACAGCGCCACGAACAGACGGAACUCAGCGAAAGAGCCCGUGACGAGGUACUGAAACACGGCGUUAAAGUGCGUGAUUUCCAGGCUGAGGCGGAUGCGAGGAGGUACGGCCAAGGCUGCGCUGGGCAUGAGGCUGGUCGGGGUACACCAAUGUCGGGCUACAAGCACGAUUAG